UUUCAAGAUGGCUGCAUUUACCCAAAACCUUUUGUGGUUGUCAACACGAAUAGUAUCAGAGGAAGAUUGUGAUUGCUUACGAUUCAUUGCAUCAUCAGUACUGGACAUAAACCAACAACACAAGAACCCAAAAGAAAUACUUGAAGAAUUGGAAAAAGCCAAUUUGCUUUCAGAAAAUAACAUUCACAUUGUAUAUGAUGCUUUGACAUUAAUGAAACGAAUUAAACUACAAAGUGAAUUUUUGGAAAAAAUUGGCUCCCAACAAUACACACACAAGUCUUCUGUAAUCUCUGCAUUUACAAGAAUGCUGAUCAGUGUACGUCACACCCUGGGCAGUUACGAGUUGUCAAAUGUAGUAUAUUUCUAUAAGAAAGACAAAGGUGCUGGAGUUAUUAAGUAUGAAAAUCGUGCCUAUGCCGUCUUACAAUACCUCGUGGAUAAACUUUUAUUGACCAAUGAUGUAGAAAGCUUGAACAAAUUUGCAGAGGUUCUAGAAGUAGCGACAAGCAUUAAAGGACAGAGUUUUGUUAAAAAAUAUUUGGAAGGAAAUCCCAAUGUGCCAGAGAGAGCAGGAUCAGAAUCCACCCAGGAUGGUUUGAGUACCUGUACUGUUGAUUUUACACAAGAAGAUUCAGAUGAAAUAAGUAAAGCUGGGAAUAAUAUGAAUUCCUCAGCAGUCAAUUCAGGGCCUACUUCAGAAGCAACUGGACAAGACCACGGUGAAAACACACUGCCCAGAGACAGGGAUUCCACUGAUCUUGGAUAUUCUUUACCUCUUCUUCCCCCAGUCUUUUAUUUACAAAUUUCAGAAAUAGAUGCUACAGAAGCAAACAGAGGGGAUAAUGUGAAUUCCUCAGCAGUCAAUUCAGAGCCUACUUCAGAAGCAACUGGACAAGACCAUAGAGAAAAUAGAACAGACCAUGGUGAAAACGCACUGCCCAGAGACAGGGAGUCCACUGAUCUUGGAUAUGCUUCACCUCUUCUUCCACCAGAAAUAGAUGCUGCAGAAGCAAACAGAGGGGAUAAUGUGAAUUCCUCAGCAGUCAAUUCAGAGCCUACUUCAGAAGCAACUGGACAAGACCAUGGUGAAAACACACUGCCCAGAGACAGGGAGUCCACUGAUCUUGGAUAUGCUUCACCUCUUCUUCCACCAGAAAUAGAUGCUACAGAAGCAAACAGAGGGGAUAAUGUGAAUUCCUCAGCAGUCAAUUCAGAGCCUACUUCAGAAGCAACUGGACAAGACCAUGGUGAAAACACACGGCCCAGAGACAGGGAGUCCACUGAUCUUGGAUAUGCUUCACCUCUUCUUCCACCAGAAAUAGAGGCCCCGGCAGAAGCAGGCAGAGGGAAUAAUGUGAAUUCCUCAUCAGUCACUUCAGAGCCUACUUCAGAAACAGAUGCCCCGGCAGAAGCAGGCAGAGCAGUUGUGUUAGAAGCAGAUACAGGAGUAGGUGGUGGAGGAAGAAAAUGUCUCCUAAUGUAUUGGCUAAUCGCAUGUGGUAUAGUAGUGAUCUCGAUCACUGCAUUUACAUUGCUGAAUAUUUACCCAGAAAUAAAAGUGCCACUAAUGUAUUGGCUAUACGCAUGUGGUACAGUUGUGAUCUUGACCAUUACAUAUAUAUUGCUAAAUGUUUACCCUUAUAUGAAUUCCUUUUCUAAAGAAAAAAAAGUAAUUUGUGCACUGUUUAUUUGUUUGAUUGUCUCAUUUUUUAUUGGUGUAAUAUAUAAUGUUUCACUUUCUGAUAUCAUACAGGAAAGACAUAAUACACAGAGGUCUUCUAUCUUUGCGUGUUUUGUUAUUAUCAUAAUAAUACUGAUUGCAUUAUAUGAUUUCAAUGCCACUCUGUCUGAACUUGAGUCAUUAUCUGAUAUAAAGAAAGUAGCUGUUUCUUGUAUUAUCAUCAUUUUCCUCUUAAUGUUAUUUCAUGUAAUUUCAAAUAUAGAACGUAUAUUGAAACCUCUUUUUGACAUAUUGUUGGUGUUAUGGAAAUAGAGAUGGCAAUUCUUUCAUAAUACUGUAAAGAAUUUUAUUUUUAUACUCCAUUGUUUGAGGGACAAAAAGUCUUGCCUGAUGCUGUAGUAAAUCCAACAUUCCUAGAGAUAAUUCUAGGAAUUUUGAAGUAUUAAUAUUAAUGUUGUAAUAUUGCUCAAGAUACUGUAAGGGACCUUUUAUGUACUUUCAUAGGCCUAUAAUGCUGUGGGUUCACUCUAUGCUUACACCUCAACUUUGUGACAUAAAAUCAUGAGAAAGUAUAAUACAUAAUUCAAGUACUGUAUUGAAAGAAACGCCAUCAUUGCGGGAAUCAAUAUUUUGACAUUAAUUAUGUCAUCAUCAGGAAUGAUGAUACAAUCAUGAGGUAGCCUAAAACUAGUCACAGUAACUGGUCAUGACUGCCAGGGCUGAGUACCACACUACCCUACAGUUUUUCAACAUUUUAAGGUGCGAGGCUGACCAUCUAACUACUGUAUAUUUUUUUUAAUGGUGCAUUGAUCCUGUGCUACAUAGGUUUCAUCCCCCUUGCAUAGGCCUAAAAAGCUUCUGUUGCCCAUAUGUUAUGAUCAUGUUUUAAAAACAACAACUAGACAUUGGUACCAUAUCACACCGAUUUUCCUUUUCUAUUGUCAGUGCUCGAUUUAGAAAUUCAUAACAGAGUUGGCCCAAGGGAGGCACUUUUACAGGUAGAGGGUGUACCCAACCUCAGCCCAACCAUGGUUUUGGGCUGAGGUAAGAAAUUCUAUGAUUAUGGCACCUUUAGAUGGCCGAAAUGGCACCUUUUGAUUUAAAUUCUAAUACGAUUUUCAUUUUUUUCAAUUAUUAUUUGUUAUUUUGAAAAAUUUAGGGACUUGGGCGGCUGCCCUAGCUUUGAAUCCGCCUUUGAUUAUCGUCACAGAGGUAAAAUGAGACUCUUAAUAUUUGAAACCUUGCAAUAAAAUAAGAGACAAGAGUAAAUAAAAAAUUACUUUGUGUGGCCCAAGCCUCAUUGACCCAAAAUCUCGAAAAUAUACUGUAUUAUCAGCUUUUUUGCAAACUCCAUGGAGAGUGGCUUUUUAGCUGCAUUAUUGUUUGUAUUUGCAUAGGUACCCAUUUGAAACUUAUUGGAAAAAUGCUAUUGUCAUAGGUAGGGAUGACAGCAUUUCAUUAUUAAGUUUUCUUAUUACUUAUUGUUUAGAUUUACACAAUUAUGUUAUAAAAAGAUAUUCAUUGUCAGCAUAUAAUAAAAUAUUGUUCUAAAGAGGGUACAUCUAAAAUACUGUUUUCAAGUCGUCAGAUCUAUUAAAGACUAACAUCAGCCAUUUUAAAGUUUUUUGGAAACUGCUUGCGACCUAAGACAAAAGUUUGGUGACCCACUUUUGGGUCGCGAACCAUAGGUUCAGACCCAUCUACAGCAAUGUUUAUCACAAAAAAAUUUAAGGGAUCAAAUGAUGAUGAAAUUGGAUUGAGAGAUAGACCUAGUCUGCUUAAUAUAACAACUUUUUUUCCCUCAAAAAAUGUUAUUGGAGAGGCUAAUGGAAUGAAUCUUAUUUCAUAACUUUUAUUUCAAAUAAGAAUGUAGUACAGCAUUUAUGUUGAUCUUCCUUUUUUUACGGGGAUGUCGCCAUGUUUUUAAGAUUAUUCAUUAUGUCCAGUGUAUCUCAUGUGUAUUAGUAUAGUAAUGAAUGAUUUAAAUUAAGUUAAUUUUACUCAGCUUUUUUGUAGUGUUUUAUCUUACAAGAAUUAUCCAUUACUGUUUGUAAUAUGUAGGACUAUGUAUAAAUUCAUGAAUUUUAAUAUAGCUGUAAAUACAGGACCAUUCAGUUUCUUAUUUGUAUACAAUAAAAUUGUACAACUUUUAAAAAAAUCUAUGCUUC
This is a messenger RNA of Anneissia japonica, 3849 nucleotides long. RefSeq lists its product as uncharacterized. Lineage: Eukaryota; Metazoa; Echinodermata; Crinoidea; Comatulida; Comatulidae. Gene Ontology annotation, biological process: regulation of apoptotic process. The record is from RefSeq and is a predicted model, not a curated record. Gene Ontology annotation, molecular function: protein binding. The transcript has 19 exons. Bases 8 to 1993 code for a protein of 661 amino acids.